UUCGGAAUUAAUUGUACCAGAGAUUUGUUCUAAGGGUUCGCAAACCCUUGCUAGCCUUACUAAAUAUAGUCGCAUACUCUUUCCUUAGUCAUCCAAAAAUCAGCGAAGGAGAUUCGAUCUCCCUCCUCAAUCGCUCCGCCUGAAAGACGAUUCGAGUCUCCCUCACUCGAUCUGGCUGAUGAGGCGAUUCCUCGGCCUUCCUCACUCACUCCGGUUGGAGAGGCGAUUCCCCGGUCUUCAUCGCACACUCCAGCUGAAGAGGCGGCUCCUCCAGUCUUCAUCGGUCACUCCGGCUGAAGAGGCGAUUCCCCGACCUUCCUCGCCCACUCCGGCUGAAAGAGGCGAUUCCCCAACCUUCCUCGCCCACUCCUGCUGAAAGGUGAUACUCUGAUUUUCUUUACUCGCUCACUCUCUCUUCUUCGCUAGCUUUCUACUUCCCUCGCUGGCGCUCUCCCUCUCUUGCGCGAUUGAGCUCCGAUUAGGUUUCUUAGGGUUUGUAGCGCGGCCGCCGCCGCCGGCUGCUUGCAGUAGUGAGGUUUUCGAUGACGAAGAGGAGGGAUGUGAUUGUGAUUGAUAUGCGGCGACGGUGUUGAGCAGAGGAGAGAUGUCGGUGGCAGGAAGAGGAAGGAAGGAGAGUGGAGGUGGUGGUGGAGGAGACAGGAAUUGAUAGCGCCAUUGCUUCAAUUUCCGCUUCGUAUGCAGUUGAAUGGUUUACUUUUGCGGGGUGGGGUGAGUGAGAAACUAAUGGGGGAAGAAAGAGAGAUAUUUGUAGGAAGGAAAGGUGAGAAUGAAUGGGCUGGGGAUUGCUUUCUUACUAGUUUUGGAUGAUUACCAAAAGGUCAAUAGAUAUGGGGUUUGGGAUGGAGCAAAUGAUGAUGCUCUAGCUUUACAGUUGGAGGGGAUGGAGAAUUCAUUAGGAACAAUGUCAUUGAGCAAUCCUCAUAGAACAACAACAAGACCAGAAAAAAAACUCUCCAUGGAUCAAGUUCUUCUUCGGCUGCAAUUCAGGACAACGUUGAUAUUGAUAAUAUGACGUACGAGGAAAUUAGUCAGUUACAAGAAUCGAUUGGCGAAGUCAGCAAAGGUCUGUCGAAGGAAGUAAUGUCCAGUUUGCCAACUUAUAAAUACAAAUAUAUAAGGAGAGGAAGAAAGUUGAAAGAUGAUUGGAUAAGUAUGACUUUCUUUUGUUUCUCGAACUGCUCCACAGUUGAUAUAUAAAGAUAUAAAGUCUGUGACUUUAUAUGUGAACGACCAUCAAUCAUAGACAUAACCAGAGUCCUUUUUUCUAUAUAAUUAGAGUGCAGUUCGUUCAUGUUGUUCAAUAUCUUGAAUCACAGUGUCUGCUAAUUCCAUUUCAUUUGACGAUUCGUACUGGUUAACAUGUGUUGAUGAAAAAUUGGGAUGCAGAGCCUUUACAUGGGGUUCAAUUUCAGUCCCCUCUUCUUCUGCCUGCCUUGCUCAUUAGCUUUCUGUUUGGGAGUGCAUACUCUAUUGAAGUAAGCUUACUUUUGCAUUAACCCUUUGCAUCAUUAUUAUAUGAACAAGGUUUAGUUGAAAGCUUAAUCAUUAAAGUUUGGUGUUACAUAUAGCUCCCGCUUAUGAGAUGGAAGAGGCAUGCAUUUCUGGUAGCCAGUUGCAUCUUGAACUUCCCAACUGGGUUUGCUUUGUCGCUAGUUAUAUGUAAGUUGACUCUGGUGCAAUACUUUUCAUUUUGUUACAUUGCAGGACAUACCUGACCUAGAUAGAGACAGGGACUUCGGAAUACAAUCUUUCACUGCCAAGUUGGGACAAAAAAAUUAAGGUUUUGGUAGAGAAUCAAUACAAGUAGCAGUGUUUGAUUAUGGCAAAAAAUUUAUCCUGAGAAUUGUUUUUAUACUGUCAGGCUACUGACUUUCAGAAACACCAUGGCGGCGUGUGCUAGCGGCCACGGCCGAGAAGUUUGGGUACUGUCCUGCUUCAGACCCAUCGAGGUGGCGCUUCUCAGCCCCUUGAAUCGUUCUUCUCCUUCUUUCCUC
Messenger RNA from Linum tenue, 2015 nucleotides. The record is from the annotation of a GenBank genome assembly. NCBI's taxonomy places the organism in Eukaryota, Viridiplantae, Streptophyta, Magnoliopsida, Malpighiales, Linaceae.